Molecule: messenger RNA, 535 nt
Organism: Schizophyllum commune H4-8
Lineage: Eukaryota; Fungi; Basidiomycota; Agaricomycetes; Agaricales; Schizophyllaceae
Exons: 3
Coding region: 248-484 (78 amino acids)
Source: RefSeq, a predicted model, not a curated record
CGAACCAUCAUCAGGCAGCGCCGUAGACAUGCAUCCUGGAAGAUAUCCCCCUGUGUCAGACGAUUCAACCUCUGGAAGGCUCUCAACCAUGCAUGGUACGUGCAGCUGCAGAACCAUGCAAGACUAGCCGAGGCACGCGCCGGCGGGUCCCCACGCAGUCUGAGGGCACCUCACUGGCAUGGUGACCAGCUGGUCAUACUUCCCAUCUUGGCACAAAGGCAUCAGACAGGUAUAUAUCAGGAGCAUUAUGGGCGCUCCUCAGCAUCCCCCACGACCGUCUUUUCUUCUUUCUCUAGCACCCAUUUUCCUUCCCCCCACACGCACUACUGCUAUGACCGACCCGCUCGAGAAACUCAUCACGAAGACAUUCCUCCCCAUUCCCGAGACUCCGUACAAGGAAUGGCCCGAAGAUCUCAGGAGAGAAGCGAGGCUGGCGCCGGAGGACUCUGACCUGGUGUUAGAGGUCUUCAAUCUCGACCGGUGAGAGACUCACAGCAACACGCGCGACAGCAUAUGACAGCAACGAUGCAACGAG